GUCACCAACUGUCGAGCAGUCAGCAGUGUCUCUUGUUCCAAGGUCACCCUUCUGAGCACCUGUCUGAAUGCCAGAUUGGGUCAUCAUAGCUUAACUCAAUUUCUGAGCUCCAGGCAUUAGACGAUCCCAUCAAGCUGGGAUUGCAUUCCACCUGUGAUGGCUCGGGCUGUCAGUUGCUUCCUUUUGGCCGUGCUACUUUCUGCCAGCUGCAAAGUCAUCAUCUCCUCGGAUCCGAUGUGCAUUGAGAAAGAAGCCAACAAAACAUACAACUGUGAAAACUUAGGUCUCAGCAAAAUUCCUGACACUCUACCAAACAAAACAGAAAUUUUGGAAUUUAGCUUUAAUUUCUUGCCUACAAUUCAAAAUACAACCUUCAGCAGACUCAUUAAUCUUACCUUUUUGGAUUUAACCAGGUGCCAGAUUAACUGGAUACACGAAGACACUUUUCAAAGCCAUCGCCAACUGAACACACUGGUGUUCACUGGAAAUCCCCUAAUAUUCAUUGCCGAAACAGCGUUUAAUGGGCCCGUGGCACUGAAGCAUCUAUUCUUGAUCCAAACGGGAAUAACCAGUCUUGAGUUUAUCCCAGGGCACAAUCUGAGAGACCUGGAAAGCUUGUAUCUUGGAAGCAACCAUAUUUCCUCCAUUCAGCUCCCCAAAAGCUUCCCAACCCAAAGCCUGCAAGUUCUGGAUUUCCAGAAUAACGCUAUACACUACCUCUCUAAAGAAGAUGUGACGUGUCUGAAGCCGGCCACCAACCUGAGCCUCAAUUUCAACGGCAAUGACAUUAAAGAUAUUGAGCCGGAGGCUUUCAUCUCAACCGUCUUCCGAAGUGUGAACUUUGGAGGGAUGGCUGACUUGUCUGUCAUAUUCAAGGGGCUGCAGAAGUCUGCCAUUCAGUCCCUGUGGCUGGGGUCCUUUGAGGACACCAAUGCGUCAGACCUGAGUCCAGCCGUGCUUCAGGGACUCUGCGAAAUGUCUGUGGAGAGCAUCAACCUGCAGAAGCACCGUUUCUCCGACCUCACGUCUGCCACGUUCAAGUGCUUCAAGCGAAUCCGGGAAUUGGAUCUGACAGCAACUCACUUGACAAGCUUACCCUCUGGGAUUGAGGGGAUGGAGUCACUCAAGAAAUUAGUUCUCAAUGUAAAUCAUUUUGAACACUUGUGUCAAAUCAAUGCUGCCAAUUUCCCCUCCCUUACACACCUCUACAUCAAAGGCAACGUGAGGAGACUCCUGCUCCGUGAUGGCUGUUUGGAAAAACUAGGGAAGCUCCAGCAGCUGGACUUGAGCCAUAAUGACCUGGAGGCUCCUGACUGCUGCAGCGUGGCACUCAGAGGUCUGUCACACUUGCAAAGCCUCAACUUGAGCUACAGUGAGCCCCUGUCUCUCCAGAGUCAGGCGUUCGACAACUGUCCCAGGCUCGAACUCCUGGAUUUGGCAUUCACCCGCUUGCCUAUGAGAGCGCAACAAAGUCCUUUCCAAAACCUCCAUCACCUGCAGGUUCUGAAUCUCUCUCACUGCUUCCUAGAUACCAGCAAUCAGUACCUCCUCACUGGACUGCCCAGUCUCCGACAUCUGAACCUACAGGGUAAUCAAUUCCACGAUGGGACUUUGCCCAGGUCCAACCUACUUCAGAUGGUGGACAGCUUGGAGGUUCUGGUUUUAUCCUCUUGCGGUCUUCAUUUCAUUGACCAGCAUGCAUUCCAGAACCUUAGAAAAAUGAGACACAUGGACUUGAGCCACAACAAUCUGAUGUACGGCAGUAUUGAAGCCCUUGGCCAUCUAAAAGGGCUCUAUCUCAACUUGGCCUCCAAUAACAUUCACACCGUCCCAAGCCAUCUGAUCCCCAUCUUGUCCCAGCAAAGAAUCAUUAAUUUAAGUCACAAUCCCCUGGAGUGCAGUUGCUCAAAUAUCUAUUUCUUAACAUGGUAUAAAGAAAACCUGCAAAAACUCGAAGGCUCCGAAGAGACCAUUUGUGCAACCCCUGCGUCGCUCCGGGGAGUUAAACUGUCUGCUGUGAAGUUGUAUUGUGGGAUUACAGCCAUGGGCAUUUUCUUUCUGGCAGUGUUUUCAUUGUUGCUCACCAUUCUGCUCUUUUUUGCAGUUAAAUUCCUCCUCAGGUGGAAAUACCAGCACAUUUAGUGAUGGAGGUUUUCAGCGAAGGCCAACAAGUGUUUAGCAAAACGCCCUUGGUGGAAACAAUUGUCAUCUGUUGCCGAGCUGUCAUUGGAGGGUUACUGGAGCUGGGCAGGUUCAUGGUGGUUUUUCUGAAGCUUCUCGCCCUUGUGAAUCAUGGAGCUCAUUAACCUCUUGGGUGGGGAGGCAACCCGGGGCUGGAGGGUCACACGCUGCUCUGAGAAACACAAAGCCAUUCCAACGUGGAGGUGGGUGGACGAGGAAGGACCCAUGGUCAGCAACGGCCAGGAGCAACCCACUCUGCCACCAUCUCACUUCCAAGUGCUGACACUCCCUGCAGCACCCCAACCCUGUCCCUGAGAGGGGACCACCCAGCACUUGGCAGUGCUGAAGCCACCCCCUGCCCCCUCAGUCUCCCACAGCUCAGGCACUGUGCCUGCAACUGAGUUGCUGGUAAUGUAUCCGUUUGGGAGACUUAGUCUGGGACUAGUCUCAAUGCUCAUUUUAAAGGAAAAAGAAAACCACAAUGAAUUUAAAAGACUGAGAAAUGAAUCUUAUUAUCAAAUAAACUCCAUUCAUGUUCUUAAUCUGUAUAUUUCUAAGGUCUCUAUGACACCUCUAAGGUGCAAAUAGCUACUAAAUAUACACACACAUAAAUAAAUACACCAGCCCUUCUUUACCCCAGUGUUUAGGAUGUCAGCCACACCUGCCUCACUCCCUUCAGAACCAGGCUUCCUUUUGCAGGUCUGGGGUUCUCUUCUUUGCACCGCAGGUGGGCUGUGGUGCAAAGUGCACCUCUCUUCUGGGUGUCGGAUCCUUGGAAGCAUCUUUUUCAGAGAAGCCAUGAGAUAAGUGGUGGUGGGUUCCCAGGCUGACCCUCAAAAGCCUUUUCCCACGGGAGAGCAUCUGUGACAGCACAUUCAUCGUGAACAGGAAAGGGUUGAAGGAGACGUCCCCUGCACGCCAGCUACCAGGAACACCAUGAGACUGGUUUACAGAGAGGUGGCUUCCAAUGAGGCUGGGCUGUCAGCCAAGGUUGUUCCGGUGACAGACAGCAGACAGGGCCAAUGAAUUCAGAUGGGCAAACAGGACAACAGAAAACCCAAGUUACAACUUAGACCUUCCCAAGGCCCAGUGGGUCACACCCUGGAGUCUGAAUAGCUGGUUACCCUUGCAGGGGACUCUUGUACUCAGUGCACUGGUAAGACCCUGAGUAAGUUCUAUAAGCAAUUUUAGGCUAGAGAUGGUACACUCAAGUAAUGAAACUCUGAUUGGGUAUAAAAGUAAAAUGGACAGAUUUUCAAUAUCUGAUCAGAAUUCAUUAGCCCUUAGGCUGCCGGCUUCACAGUGGGGCACAAUAACAGAACGGUCACUUGGGGUCCAAUCCUCUAUGCCUCCUCUGCAUAUCCAAGAAAAGCAAGGCAGGCAGUGAGUGGCGGUUGCAAGGGAUCACCUUCCUGCUCAAGGAUUUCGGGCCUUUGCCCUCACUCUUUCCUUAACCUGCAAGAUGGUGUCACUGCUCUCUAAAGGCUGAGUCCCUCACACCGUUGAGAGUCACAGCUAAUAUUUCUCCCUGGCCUCAGCCACCCCAUAUCCUGUUCACUUUCUCAGCACCUUGGUUAUCUUUAUUAUGCUUAUUGGCAUGUAGCAUUUGCUUCCUGUUUUGUCUCUCUUCCUGUCUCAACUCCAGGAGAGGGUCUUUGUCUAACGGUAUCUGAGAUCAAGCCUGGGACCUCGGAAGGGCUCCAUAUAUAUUUAAUAAUUGAUGACGGGGCCGGCACUGUGGCGCAGCGUGUUAAAGAGCCAGCCUGCAGUGCCAGCAUCCCAUGUGGGCGCCGGUUCUAGUCCCGGUUGCUCCUCUUCCAGUUCAGCUCUCUGCUGUGGCCCGGGAGGGCAGUGGAGGAUGGCCCAAGUGCUUGAGCCCCUGCAUCCAUGUGGGAGACUAGAAGGAAACCCCUGGCUCUUGGCUUCUGAUCAGCACAGCUCCGGCCAUUGCAGCCAUUUGGGGAGUGAGCCAACGGAGGGAAGACCUUUCUCCCUUUCUCUCUCUCUCUCUCUCACUGUCUGUAACUCUACCUGUCAAAAAAAAAAACUAAAGAAAAAAAAAAUUGAUGACAUUUUUCCCAGCUCCUCCUUCAGCCCCCAUGCCAGGCAUACCUACCCUUAGCAUCAGUGGGCAUCUCUACUGUUCCCUGGGCCUCCUACAAGUUUCUCAUCACGAUCUCCCCUGUUCCUGUGCCUCACCCCCAGAUACUGGGAUCUGUUGGCCAGAAGUUGGCACUGGCAGCUCAGCUAAAUGAAUCUAUGUUAAAUCUUCCUAUAUUCUAAAGGUAAGCUUAUCCACCUGUUUCUCCCAUCUCAGAGUGUGGAAGGUCCUCACUCUAAGAAUCUGGUCUUAGCAGCAAGCCACUGAGUUCCCUGCAAAUUCCGUCAGAUGUGUGCUCUUGGGGCAGGUGUUUAGCAUACUGGUUGAGAUGCCACUUAGGAAGCCAGCAUCCGAUAUCAAAGUGCCCGGGGUUCAAACUCUGCUCUGCUUCUCAUUCCAGUUUCCUGCUUCCUGCUAAUGCACACCCUGGGAGGCAGCAGAUGAUGGCUCAGGUAUUUGGGUUCCUGACACCCAUGUAACAUAUCUGGAUUGAGUUCUCAGCUUCUGGCUUUGGCCUAGCCCAACACUGGCUGUCGUGGGCACUGGGAGACUGAACUAGUGGAUGGAAGAUCUCUGUCUGUCUCUCCAACUCUCUCCCUCUCUGUGUCUACCUUUCAAGUAAAAUGAAAAUAAAUAAAUAAAAACGUUAAAAAGAGUUUCAACUUCUUGGCUUUGGGCUGACCCAGACAUAGUUGUUACAAACAUUUGGGGAAUGAACUAGUAGGUAAAACAGGUCUCUCUCUCUCUCUCUCUCUCUCUCUUUCAAAUAAAAAUACAUUUUUAAUUUUUUUUUACUAAUUGUAAGCUCUUUCUGCCUCAGGGAUUUAUACUGCAGAUGAGAAACUCUAAUUGCUGGUCUACCGCCCCAUAGCUGCCCUAUGUCCAUAAUACUAAAGACAAAGACGUACCUUAGAAAAACCAAAGCAUUCAGCGAAUCUCUGAUGCAGAGUGCAUCACACUGCAGAUGACAAGGCCCUGAGCCUUAGCAAGACGUAAUUGCCCGUCUCGCUUUCAUUCAUCAGCCAUGCUCCUCUUGUGCGCACUGCAACUUACUGCUCCAAACUGCACCCUGAUCUAAGGUCUUUUGACAGCACCUCUGUUUUAGGCAACAGUAAAUUCACCCUGCAAAGUCAGAAAGGGAGCUUUUUGAUGGCUGCUGUCAAUUUUAUUGCUUUAUCCUGGUUACCAGGAUAGAAUCUGUAGACAUGGUGUGUUUAUUGGUUUUAUGUAUUGCAUGUUGUUGUUGCUGUGACAAGCUAGUCCUGUAAAAACGUGUUGUUAUUAUUGCAUGAUGUAGCUCAGCGAGCUGACCCUGCAUUUCAAGUGUACUGAAGCAAAUAGCGUUGAAGUCCAUAAAAGCCGACUGGCCUGCCUCACAGAGGACACCCUGCUGCAUGAGCCGCAGAUCUUACAACCCGGGAGACAAUUCUACCUUUCUCUGCACCAGCGACCACUGCUGUUACGUGAACAUGAUACAGCUACCAGCACAGGCAUUGUCUGUAAAGUUUCGAGACCGGAAAGUCUUAGACCAGUCCUACUUGUCCAACUGGCCAGAAAGUGUCAUUUGAAAAGCUGAAGUCUAUAAAAAUAGAAAAUGAAUGGC
Molecule: messenger RNA, 5885 nt
Organism: Oryctolagus cuniculus (rabbit)
Lineage: Eukaryota; Metazoa; Chordata; Mammalia; Lagomorpha; Leporidae
Gene: CD180
Product: CD180 molecule
Molecular function (GO): protein binding
Source: RefSeq, a predicted model, not a curated record